UAUGAUGAUCUGGGGCAGGUGUGAUGUGACUCCACUCAGGGUGCAGUAGUAACCGGAGAUCUGCAUGUCGCCCCAGUACUUUGCACCGUCACUUUGGAUAUAAAUAGCUUUACUGAAAGCUACGCAGGGGACUGAAGGAAUCCCAUCACAUCAGAGGGGAGGGGUCACUAUGCUUGUGUGUACAUAAAGCAUACUGAUUGUAGGCAGUGGCCACAAAAGACCAGACACUCUGCAGAUAGACAGCACAGGGGGAGCCACUGGCUGCAGGCACUCCAGACAAUCUUUACCAGAUAUAGACCAAAACUACAAUAGUGGGACAUGGGCACUUAUGGAUCCAAGCUUCGGAAACACGCACAGGUCCUGAUGCUUGGUCUGGACGGAUCAGGAAAGACCACCCUCCUCUACAAACUGAUGUACAACGAGAGUGUGGUGACCGUACCAACUGUGGGCUUCAACGUGGAGACGCUGGAGACAGACCGGAGCAGCCCAAGCCUGACUGUGUGGGACGUGGGCGGGCAGAGGAAGAUGAGGCCCCACUGGCGGCAUCACUUCACUGAUACAGCCGGACUGGUGUUUGUGGUGGACAGUUGGGAUCAGAAGCGGCUGGAUGAGACCCGCAAAGAACUCCAUCGGGUCCUAAGAUACGGGAGUCUCCGAGGAGUUCCUCUCGUGGUCCUCGCCAACAAACAGGACAUUCCAGGAGCUCUGAGUGCAGAGGAACUCUGCCUGAAACUGGACUUAAGACCAGUGUGUGAGGGCAGAGCCUGGUUCAUCCAGCCCUGUUCCGCCACCACAGGUGUGGGUCUGGAGGAAGGCUUCAGGAGGAUCGUCUAUCUGAUGAAGACCCCGCUGAAACAGACCCAGGAGGACAUUAAAGUUAAGAUGAAGUCAAAGGGCUUCAGUAUCACAGCUGUGAAAAAAAUCUUCCUCUGCGGCAGGUGAUGGAUGGAAAUCUUUCUUGAGGUUUCGUUCACGUCUUGUGUGGGAUUGUUUCCUGCCUGCCACUGUGAGUCAUCAGCAAAUGACUGUGCUGUGGUAUCUGCAAGAUCAAGUGAGAGGAGGCGGUAAAAGGAAGGAUGGUAUCAACACAGUGAUUAGUGUUAAUAUCUGUGAAAGAUGAAACUUUAACCCUUACAGGCCUUACAUGACAAUGCUAUGCACAACAUUAACCAACUUCUGAACCUUGUUUAAAAAAAAACAAGUCCCCUUGAUGCUGAUGCCUGAAAGAAUAAGCGUAGAAAGGGGAAAAUAAAACGAUGCCCAGGUGUUUCUUUGUCUAUGUAUGGGUUAGAAGGAUGCACUGGAUCAUGCAGGAGAGAGAGUCUCUUUGGACUGUGGUGAUGAAGUACAAGGAUUGUGUUAUUGAUCUUGGAUUAUCAGGGUAGUUUUGUGAAAGCAGUCGAUAUGUCACAUAUUCUGUCUGAGUACAUACUGUACACAGAAAAAUGACUGAUAAGGAACAGGAAUGUUCUGCUCCAUAUGUGGAUUGUUUCUUUUUAUAAAAAAACAUUUAUUUGAAUUUGUUUUUGAUAUCACAAUAUUAAAAUGUAA
Messenger RNA from Scophthalmus maximus (turbot), 1551 nucleotides. Its product is annotated as ADP-ribosylation factor-like protein 14. The record is from RefSeq and is a predicted model, not a curated record. The coding region runs from base 319 to 942 and encodes 207 amino acids. Gene Ontology annotation, biological process: intracellular protein transport; vesicle-mediated transport. Gene Ontology annotation, molecular function: GTPase activity; GTP binding. The transcript has 2 exons. NCBI's taxonomy places the organism in Eukaryota, Metazoa, Chordata, Actinopteri, Pleuronectiformes, Scophthalmidae. Gene Ontology annotation, cellular component: cytoplasm.